UAUUUCAACGACGGAGCUUCCACCGUUUGAAGGGAGGCACCGUUGGGUCAUUGUGUCCCUAUUUCACUACUAAAUGCUGUUUCAGCAUCCCGUCGCGAGAUCUCUGGUCUAGGGGUAGCUCAUCUCAUUCUUUCGGAGAUGAGUCAACUGGGUAUGAUGCUGCAGGAAUCGUUGCGAGCUGAAACGGAGGCAAGAACCAUUCUGGGCCUCUUAACGGACCAGAUGGACGGCGUUGUCCACACAGGACAACGCAGAAGGAGAACUCUCAAGGACCGCUUCAGAUUCACCGGAAUGGGUUGCUGCGGUGCCACCUGGGUUUUCCGUCCCUCUCCCCUAACCCUCACUACGCACGCUGCACACCAACAAGAGGCGCCUGAGGCUGGAGCUGCAGUAGCCGCAUCACCGCCGCAAGAAACGGACCCGGGUCAAGAUCCGAACCGGGACGGGCCCGAAUGCGAACGGCCCUCUACGGGGAUGAAUCUGGCUGCGGCAUUGGCGGCGGAGCGUGAAUUGCGGGGUUCGCAGGAGGAGGGGGAGAGGGAUGUCGUGGGAUCGGAGACGCCAUGGAGGAUGUCGCUGAUGCGGCUGCUGGAGGAAACGGAAGGAGGAGGGGGAAGGGGUGGUGGUGGGGAUAGUGAAGAAGGGGGUGAUUGGGUGUGCUGCGUGUGCAUGGGGCGGAAGAAAGGCGCGGCGUUCAUACCAUGUGGACACACGUUCUGCAGAGUGUGCUGUCGAGAGGUCUGGUUGAACCGGGGCACCUGCCCUCUUUGCAACCGUUCCAUUCUAGAGAUUCUCGAUAUCUUCUAAAAAUCUGAACCGACCAACCAUUUCUUUUUUUUCUUUCUUGGAUCCCUCACCUCCAGCAUAACAGAUACUACCACUUCAAAAUUUGAAAUUCCCUCUCCCAUCCUUGUCAUCUCUCAUCUAUGUAUGCUGUUAUUUUGUCUCUUUAUAUUACUCUCCUCUUAGCACUCGCCAA
Messenger RNA from Arachis duranensis, 979 nucleotides. RefSeq lists its product as uncharacterized. Lineage: Eukaryota; Viridiplantae; Streptophyta; Magnoliopsida; Fabales; Fabaceae. The coding region runs from base 139 to 807 and encodes 222 amino acids. The record is from RefSeq and is a predicted model, not a curated record. The transcript has a single exon.